CAUAGAAACAGGAAGUAGAAUACGCACCGAUUACCAAGUCAUCGUCAAAUAUAUCCACUGACACUAUAAGCAGGGAUUGUGAUACCAUUGUUCUUGUGGCAUACGAUUUAUUUAUAACUUAAAGUACCUAUAUAUUUAGCUGUUUAUUAAGAAUAUUCUCAUAAUUUUCGUGGAACACUUCAAGUAAGGCGACAGAUUUCUCCGGUGCAGUUUGAUGUCCAGUUGCACCGAUUCUGAGGACCCCCCAGCCAAGAAACCGCGGUUAGAGUCGUGUGUAGCUGAAAACGCAUCGUCGAACUCAGUGGAGGUAUUGUGUAUGGGCUCAAAGGUUGCAAAGGCUCCUAUGACUAUGGCACAAAAUGGGGCAGGAAAAAAGGGAGACAUUGAUGAAAGUCUGUAUUCCAGACAGUUAUAUGUACUGGGACACGAGGCCAUGCGGAGGAUGGCGAACUCCAAUGUCCUUAUCUGUGGGAUGAAAGGCCUUGGUAUGGAGGUGGCAAAGAAUGUUGUCCUUGCCGGAGUCAAGUCUGUAACCAUUCAAGACACGGAGAAUGUUGCCUGGAUGGAUUUUAGUUCACAAUUUUUCCUGAGAGAGGCUGAUUUAGGAAAGAACCGUGCCGUUGUUUCCCUCCCUCGUCUUGCAGAGUUGAAUAAUUAUGUUCCAGUUAAUUCUCACACCGAGGAGCUAACAGAGGACUUCAUUAAGAAAUUUCAGGUGGUUGUGCUGACCAACUCCGACACGGAUGAACAAGUGAGAAUUGGAGACAUGUGCCAUGCCAAUAACAUCCGCUUUAUAGCUUCGGAAUCAAGGGGUUUGUUUGGGAAGAUUUUCUGUGACUUUGGCGAGGAGUUUACAGUGUACGAUAACGAUGGAGAACAGCCAAUCAGCAAUAUGGUUGCCUCCAUCACGACCGACACAGAUGGUAUAGUGACCUGUCUAGACGAGGCUCGACAUGGCUACUCGGAUGGCGACCAUGUUACCUUUGCUGAGAUCAAGGGAAUGACACAGCUCAACAGCUGUACACCACGCAAAAUCAAAGUUCUAGGACCCUUUACAUUCAGCAUUGGGGAUACAUCGGGAUUCUCCGACUAUGCACGAGGAGGUGUGGUCACGCAAGUCAAGAUGCCACAAACAGUUACAUUUAAAUCUAUUUCCGAAUCUCUGAAAGCUCCAGAGUGUGUGAUCACAGAUUUCGCCAAGUUUGACCGUCCAGCCCAGUUACACGUAGCGUUUCAGGCACUUACUGAGUUCAAUAAGGCAAAGGGCUGUCUACCAAGGAGCAGAUGCAAGGCUGACGCUGAUGAGUUUGUUGCCAUGGUGAAGGAAGUCAACAGUAAAUCUGAAGCCAAGGUGGAUGACUUUGAUGACGAUGUCCUGCGAGAGCUGGCCUACACUGCCCGAGGUGACAUAUGUCCUGUGGCAGCCAUUGUUGGAGGCAUGACAGCCCAGGAGGUGAUGAAAGCCUGCUCUGGCAAAUUUAACCCUAUAUUCCAGUUUGUGUAUUUUGACGCAUUGGAGUGCCUUCCUGCUGACAAGGAUACAGUCCUUACUGAGGAGUCUUGUGCACCGGUGAAUGGUCGAUAUGAUGGACAGGUUGCUGUAUUUGGAAAGGAUUUCCAGAAGAAAAUGGGCUCAUUGAAUUACUUCUUGGUUGGAGCGGGAGCCAUUGGCUGUGAAAUGCUGAAGAAUUGGGCUUUGAUGGGUCUCGGGGCAGGAGAAGGUGGGAAAAUCAUUGUCACCGACAUGGACAUCAUAGAGAAGUCUAACCUUAACAGGCAGUUCUUGUUCCGACCCUGGGACAUACAGAAACACAAGUCAUCGACAGCGGCCAAUGCUGCUAAAGAGAUGAACCCCAACUUAAAUAUCCUGUCACAGGAGAACCGUGUGGGAGCAGAAACAGAAAACAUCUACACUGAUGACUUCUUUGAGAAGCUCGAUGGUGUUGCUAAUGCCUUGGACAAUGUUGAUGCAAGAAUGUACAUGGACAGACGAUGUGUAUACUACCGUAAACCUUUACUGGAGUCUGGUACUCUAGGAACAAAGGGAAACGUACAAGUAGUUAUUCCUCACGUUACGGAGUCCUACUCCUCGUCGCAAGAUCCACCAGAGAAAUCCAUACCCACCUGUACCCUCAAGAACUUUCCCAACGCGAUUGAACAUACGCUACAGUGGGCACGAGACCAGUUUGAAGGCGUCUUCAAUCAACCAGUAGAAGUAGCUCUUCAGUAUAUCAACGACCCAAAGUUCAUGGAGAGGACACUUAAGCUACAAGGCACCCAUUGUGUUGACACAAUGGAAACAGUUUUCAAAGCCCUGAUCAGUGAACGACCCAACAACUUCCAGGACUGCGUGUCGUUUGCUCGGAAUUUUUUCCAGGUCAAUUACCACAAUAAUAUAAGCCAGCUGCUGUUUAACUUCCCUCCGGAUCAGUUGACAACUUCAGGAGCACCAUUUUGGUCUGGUCCAAAGAGAUGUCCACAUCCGUUGAAUUUCGAUGCAGACAAUGAAGUACACAUGGACUAUGUGUGUGCCGCAGCGAACCUGCGAGCAGAGAUGUAUGGCAUCAAGCAAGUACGUGACAGGAACGCAGUCAAGGAAAUGGUUUCCAAAGUGGUGGUCCCCGAAUUCAAACCAAGAUCGGGAGUGAGGAUUGAAACCACUGAUGCUGAGGUGGAGUCUAACAGACUCGGUGGAGGGAACUCUGAUCUUGACCAACUGGAUCAUAUCCAGAAAGAGCUUGGCUCUCCAGAAAAGUGGAAGGACAUCCCAUUUGUAGCCAUAGACUUUGAAAAGGAUGAUGACACAAAUUUCCACAUGGACUUUAUAGUAGCCUGUUCUAACCUGAGAGCAGAGAAUUAUAGCAUCACCCCAGCAGAUAGACACAAGAGUAAACUGAUUGCAGGGAAGAUCAUUCCAGCUAUCGCGACAACCACAGCUCUGGUUGUUGGACUAGUCGGCAUAGAACUUAUCAAGCUUGCCCAAGGUCACAAAAAUAUUGAAAUGUACAAGAACGGAUUUGUGAACUUGGCACUGCCAUUCUUUGCAUUCUCGGAACCACUUUUGGCUCCAACAAACAAGUACUACGACAAAGAAUUCACUCUUUGGGACCGGAUAGAGAUUCAGGGGGACAUGACACUGCAAGAGUUCCUUGACCAUUUUAAGAACAACUUGGACCUGGAGAUCACAAUGUUGUCUCAGGGUGUGUCAAUGCUCUACUCCUUCUUCAUGUCCCCAGCUAAGCGGGCAGAACGACUGAAAAUGCCGAUGUCCGAGGUGGUGAAACAGGUGUCGAAGAAGAAGAUUCCCCCCUAUGUGAAGGCUCUGGUGCUAGAACUGUGUUGUAAUGAUAAGGACGGCGAGGAUGUGGAAGUGCCAUACAUCCAAUACCGACUCCCUUAGAGUUGUGUAGACGACAGUGUUCACAUGACAUUCAGUUCAACUGGAGCGUUAAAGAUUUAUCAGAGGAGCAGCCAUCUUAUGAUGCUUUCAUCAUCUGGUAUAGUGCAUAAUGUUUAUGACUAUAAGUGAAAUGAACAUUCUGGCAGUGUAUCUAUUUAAUUUAUUUCACAAAACUGUACUUUUAGUACAAAACGGCUACACACGGUGAAGUUUGUUUUUUUCUACAAAAGAGUGCUUAUAGUAUUGCAAAGAUUUGCAGACAUAGAGUUGUGUAGAGAAGAAAGAGUGCUCCAAUUUUCAUGAGUUCUAAAGCACAGUGAUAGCUUUUCUUGUUAAUUUUACUAUUAAAUGUGAUAUGAAAAGUGUAAAGGAAGUAUUUUGUACCUUGAUAAUAAAUUAGAGUGAAUUUUCAUUAUCAGACCAACCUCAUUGUCUUAGUUUAGUUAAAGCACUUAUUUCACAUUAUAAAUCAUACAAAUAAUAUCAAUCAUGUAAUGGGUUAUAUUUAUACCUUUAUUCUCCCUUUGUGUAGGGUAUCAAGAUCAAAUCUUUGUAUCAAGUGCUGCAGACAGUCAUAUUUUUUUUGUUCAUGUUUUUAUGUUAGAAAAUUGUUUCUGUAUUAAUUGUAUUCUGGUGUAAAUUAUCAAUGGAAAAAUGAUUAAAAAAAUACAUCACAAAAG
This is a messenger RNA of Mizuhopecten yessoensis (Yesso scallop), 4080 nucleotides long. Its product is annotated as ubiquitin-like modifier-activating enzyme 1. The record is from RefSeq and is a predicted model, not a curated record. Lineage: Eukaryota; Metazoa; Mollusca; Bivalvia; Pectinida; Pectinidae. Gene Ontology annotation, molecular function: ubiquitin activating enzyme activity. Gene Ontology annotation, biological process: ubiquitin-dependent protein catabolic process; DNA damage response; protein ubiquitination. Gene Ontology annotation, cellular component: cytoplasm; nucleus. The transcript is spliced from 25 exons. The coding region runs from base 215 to 3400 and encodes 1061 amino acids.